Dreissena polymorpha is the source of this 1745-nucleotide messenger RNA. RefSeq lists its product as uncharacterized. Gene Ontology annotation, biological process: Notch signaling pathway. The record is from RefSeq and is a predicted model, not a curated record. Bases 18 to 1745 code for a protein of 575 amino acids. The transcript is spliced from 6 exons. Lineage: Eukaryota; Metazoa; Mollusca; Bivalvia; Myida; Dreissenidae. Gene Ontology annotation, molecular function: Notch binding; calcium ion binding.
GUACCGGAGUGGUGACUAUGCGUCUGAGCUUUUACUUAGACGGUGCGGACGUUAAAGGAUACAACGUGUGUACAGAAGCAAGGGCACCGGAGGAAUUUGAACCCAUGGUUCGAGAAGAUAUUAACGAAUGUGCAUCGAACCCGUGUAAAAAUGGCGCCACGUGCGAGGACAAAGAGGCCGGAUACACGUGUGCUUGUGUGGCGGGCUUUACAGGCAACUCGUGUGAGACAGAUGUCAAUGAAUGUACAUCUAAUCCAUGUACAAAUGGCGGCACAUGCGUCGACCAAGUGAACUACUUUGUAUGCGUCUGUGUUCCUGGAUACUCAGGAGCAACAUGCAAUUUAGAUGUCAAUGAAUGUACAUCUAAUCCAUGUACAAAUGGAAGCACAUGCAUCGAUCAGGUGAACCAAUUUAUAUGCGUCUGUGCGCCAGGAUACUCAGGAGCAACAUGCAAUUUAGAUGUCAAUGAAUGCACAUCUAAUCCAUGUACAAGUGGAAGCACAUGCGUUGACCUUGUAAACCGAUUUGCAUGCGUCUGUGCGUCUGGAUACUCUGGGGAGACAUGUGCUUCAGGGCCAACCAUAUCGGGGGCAACUCCCACACAAACCAACACCACUACGACCACCACAAUCAACAACACUACUCCAACAACAAUCAACACAAUCGACACCACUACUCCCACAGCCAUCAACACCAUUACUCCCACCGCCAUCAACACGACUACUCCCACAAGCAUCACCACCACAUCUACCACCACCAUCAACGCAACUACUUCUACCGACAAUAACACCACUAUUUCAAACACCAUCAACACCACAACUACCACCACCAUCAACACCACUACUCCCGCCAUCAUCAACACCACUACUCCCGCCACCAUCAGCACCACAUCUCCCACCACCAUCAACUUCAUUACUUCUACCGUCAAUAAUACCACUAUUUCCACCACCAUGAACACCAUUACUCCCACUAGCAUUAACAUCACUAAUGACCCCAACAUCAACACGACUACUCCCUACACUAUAAACACCAUCAUACACACCACUGAUCCCACCACCAUCAACACCACUACUCCAAUCACCAUAAACACAACUACGCCAACCACCAUCAACAUCACUACUCCCACCACCAUAAACACAACUACGCCAACCACCAUCAACAUCACUGAUCCCACCACCAUCUACACCACUGAUCCCACCACCAUCAACAAAACUACUCCCAACACCAUCAACACAACUACUCCCACCACCAUCGACCCCACUAAUCCCACCACCAUAAACAACACUGAUCCGACCACCAUCAACACCACUGAUCCCACCACCAUCAACACCACUGAUCCCACCACCAUCAACACCACUGAUCCCACCACCAUUCACACCACUGAUCCCACCACCAUCAACACCACUACUCUCACCACCAUACACACAACUACGCCAACCACCAUCAACACCACUACUCCCACCACCAUCAACACCACUGAUCUCACCGUCAUAAACACCACUGAUCCCACCACCAUCAACACCACUACUCCCACUACCAUAAGCACAACUACUUACCACCACCAUCAACACAACUACUCCCACCACCAUCAACACAACUACUCCCACCACCAUCAACACAACUACUCCCACCACCAUCAACACAACUACUCCCACCACCAUCAACACAACUACUCUCACCACCAUCAACACAAUCUACUCCCACCACCAUCGACAGCGCUAAUCCCACUACCAUCAAUACCAUAA